CAAAUGAUAGAGUCAUUUAACAGAAAUAUCACUCCGUCAAUCUUUCCACCACCGUAACUAUCUUACAAUUUCAUGGCGAGUCUCUGUCUUUCAUCGUCCCGGAUCGUUUCUCUUCACCACCAGAAACCCUUUGUCUCUCUAAAACUCCGGCCUCGUCCUACAGAUAUCUCCGGUCUAGAUCGCUGCACGAGUGCUGUUUGCUUCAAUCCUCUUAGAUUAUCAGGAGAUCGUCAGCGAACCUCUACGGUGUCGGCGAGGGUUGAGAAGCGGCGAAAGAGUGUGGUUUGUUAUGCUGCUCCGAUUUCUGUCGAUAGUCUACAAUGGAUCUCGACCAUUUCUUGCCUUGCAUUGAUGCUUGCAAGGGGUACUGCUAUCCAUAAGUCCGUUGUUGUUCCACUAUUCGCUCUACACGCACCAUCCAGCAUCAUCACUUGGAUAAAGGGAGAGUAUGGCGUUUGGGCAGCAUUCUUGGCGCUUAUUGCUCGACUGUUCUUCACUUUUCCAGGUGAACUUGAGCUGCCCUUCAUUGCAUUACUCUUGGUGAUUGUGGCGCCAUAUCAAGUUAUGAACAUAAGAGGGAAGCAAGAAGGGGCAAUCAUAUCAAUAGCAAUAUCUUGUUUUCUGGCUUUCCAACAUUUCUCACGAGCAGGGAGCUUGGAGAAAGCAUAUGAGAAGGGUUCAGUUCUUGCCACUGUAGCCAUAAUUGGUGUCACAGUUGUAUCGCUCCUUUUGUUGUUAUAACUAUGUUCCUCCUGACAAAAGGAAACUACUACUCUCAUAUAUAUGUAAAAAUCAGAGUGUGAUGUAUUUAUUUGCUCGAUGCCAAUAAAAAUGAUCUUUCAUGUAAACGUGAAAACAAUACACAUCAAAAUUCUUGGUCGACA
Arabidopsis lyrata subsp. lyrata is the source of this 884-nucleotide messenger RNA. Its product is annotated as cold-regulated 413 inner membrane protein 1, chloroplastic. The coding region runs from base 73 to 741 and encodes 222 amino acids. Lineage: Eukaryota; Viridiplantae; Streptophyta; Magnoliopsida; Brassicales; Brassicaceae. The record is from RefSeq and is a predicted model, not a curated record. Gene Ontology annotation, cellular component: membrane. The transcript has 6 exons.